Molecule: messenger RNA, 1045 nt
Organism: Mycetomoellerius zeteki
Lineage: Eukaryota; Metazoa; Arthropoda; Insecta; Hymenoptera; Formicidae
Product: sterol O-acyltransferase 1
Exons: 4
Biological process (GO): cholesterol metabolic process
Cellular component (GO): endoplasmic reticulum membrane
Source: RefSeq, a predicted model, not a curated record
CCUCUAUCAGAAAAUUGUGGGAUUACAGCUGGAUAUCAAUAUUUACAUUGUAUCAAAUUCUCUUCAUUAUUUUUCCUACGAAGGCGAUGCUAGACGCGAACCUUUCCAUAUGUUGUAGGAUAAUUGUUUUGAUGGAACAAAUACGCAUGAUGAUGAAGAGUUACGCUUUUGUCAGAAGCGUAGCACCUAGAUUUUUGUCUUACAAACCUCAUAGCGAAGCUUCGCCACCGGAUUGCCCGAAAUUCUCGCAAUAUCUGUAUUUCCUUUUUGCACCAACCCUUGUGUACCGCGAUAAAUAUCCAAGGACAAAAAGAGUUAGAUGGAUGGUGGUAAUUAGUAAUUUAGUUGAAUUUGGUCUAACGAUCUUCUAUCUCACCUUUAUCUUGGAAAGUCUAGUAUCACCGGUCUAUUGCGUAUUCGGCACGCAACAUCUGGAUUGGAAGUGGUUCGUCAAGAAUACCAUCAAGUCUAAUGUCCCUGGCAUUUUCUACCUUUUCACUAUAAAUUAUCUCCUACUGCACGCGUGGAUGAACGCUUGGGCGGAAAUGCUGCAGUUUGCCGAUCGACUGUUUUAUAAAGACUGGUGGAACAGUACGACUUACCACAUGUUCUUUCGCACGUGGAACGUGGUAGUGCACGACUGGCUGUACACAUAUAUCUAUAAGGACAUGUACGAAAUCGUGGUACCGUACAACCGGAUGUUGUCAGCUGCUACUGUAUUCUUCAUCUCUGCCAUCGUCCACGAGUACUUAGUUGCGUUUGCAAUCGGCUUCUUUUACCCUGUAUUAUUUAUUUUUUUUAUCAUAGGUUUCCCCAUGUUCUUCGUCCGCAAGACUAUCACUAGCAACUUUCUUGUGUUGUUGUUAUUGAUCCUUGGCAGCGGUAUCUGUUUGAAUUUAUUCGCGAUUGAGAGAUAUGCUCGGCACAACUGUCCACCUCAUCCCAAUUACUACCUGGAUCUGUUCAUACCGCGAAGCUGGAGCUGUCAGGAACAAUUUAACGCGUAGAUCUUUUCCAUUUGCAUGGACGAUAAAAUCAAAGGAUU